CAGCCUCGGCUGCCAACACCAGGCCGCUCCCCGGGAGGAAAAGCGGGAGAGCCGUGCAAUAUGUAGCACCGGACGCAGGGUAUCAUGGGUCUUGUAGUUUGGUGGCUCAUCAGGCUCACUGCUUUGGCUGGGUGAUUCGGGCCGAGAACUACAAAGCCCAGGGGUCCGGAGCGCGGCGACAGACCGAUAAAUUGGGAGCUGCUGGGAUGGUGUCAAAGUGGCUCUUUGUCUGCAGGGGGCUCCGGGGUGGUCGCUGAAUUGGGCGGUGUGCGUCAGGUGUGCGUCGGGCGGGAGUAGCGCAGGUGUCUGAAAGAAGAUGAAUUUGGCUGAGAUCUGUGAGAAUGCAAAGAAAGGCCGGGAGUACGCGCUUCUGGGGAAUUAUGACUCAUCGAUGGUGUAUUACCAGGGAGUGAUACAGCAGAUCCAGAGACACUGCCAGUCACUGAGAGACCCAGCCACCAAAGCCAAGUGGCAGCAGGUACGGCAGGAACUCUUGGAAGAAUAUGAACAGGUUAAGAGUAUCGUCAGCACGUUAGAAAGCUUUAAGAUGGACAAGCCUCCUGACUUCCCCGUGGCCUGCCGAGACGAACCGUUUAGAGACCCGGCAGUAUGGCCGCCCCCCGUCCCUGCGGAACACAGAGCACCACCUCAAAUCAGGCGGCCCAAUCGUGAAGUGAGGCCUCUGCGGAAAGACAUGGGGGCUGGAGCCCGGGGACUCGUGGGCCGAGCACACCAGAUAUCGAAGAGUGAUAAACCUGCAAGUCGGGACAAGGACUAUAGAGCAAGAGGGAGAGAUGACAAGGCAAGAAAAAAUAUGCAAGAUGGCGCAAGUGAUGGUGAGAUUCCCAAGUUUGAUGGUGCUGGGUAUGAUAAGGAUCUGGUGGAAGCCCUGGAGAGGGACAUUGUGUCCAGGAACCCUAGCAUUCACUGGGAUGACAUAGCAGAUCUGGAGGAGGCUAAGAAGUUGCUCCGGGAAGCUGUUGUCCUGCCCAUGUGGAUGCCUGAUUUUUUCAAAGGGAUUAGAAGGCCGUGGAAGGGUGUGCUGAUGGUCGGCCCUCCAGGCACUGGUAAGACUAUGCUGGCUAAAGCUGUUGCCACUGAAUGUGGGACAACCUUUUUCAAUGUCUCCUCUUCUACCCUGACUUCUAAGUACAGAGGCGAAUCUGAGAAGUUGGUCCGUCUGUUGUUUGAAAUGGCUAGGUUCUAUGCCCCCACCACGAUCUUCAUCGACGAAAUCGAUUCUAUCUGCAGUCGAAGAGGGACAUCUGACGAGCAUGAGGCAAGCCGCAGGGUCAAGUCCGAACUCCUCAUCCAGAUGGACGGAGUCGGAGGAGCCUUAGAAAAUGAUGAUCCAUCCAAAAUGGUGAUGGUCCUGGCUGCUACGAACUUCCCGUGGGACAUCGAUGAAGCCCUGCGCAGGAGACUAGAGAAAAGGAUCUACAUCCCUCUCCCGACAGCAAAAGGAAGAGCGGAGCUCCUGAAGAUCAGCCUUCGGGAGGUGGAGCUGGACCCCGACAUUAACCUGGAGGACAUCGCAGACAAGACCGAGGGCUACUCGGGGGCUGACAUCACUAACAUCUGCAGGGAUGCUUCUUUGAUGGCGAUGAGGCGGCGCAUCAAUGGCUUGAGUCCAGAAGAGAUCCGGGCCCUGUCCAAGGAGGAGCUGCAGAUGCCCGUCACCAGAGGGGACUUGGAGUUGGCGCUUAAGAAAAUCGCCAAGUCUGUCUCUGCUGCAGACCUGGAGAAGUACGAAAAGUGGAUGGUUGAGUUCGGGUCUGCCUGACUGCUCAGCUCUUCCAUCUCUGGGAGUUUUCUUUAUGAAAUGUGAAGAAAUUCCUGAAAUUAAAAAAAAAAUCUGGAAUUUUUAAUCAGAGAAAUCUUCACUUAAAGGCCAAAACAAAACAAAAAUGCCUAGAGGUACAGAGAAACAUAGUUGAGAAACAAGAGACGCUGAUAUGGGGUCUGCUGGCUUCUGGCUCCCAAACUGUGUACUCUUGGUACAGAGUAAGCAAGCCACUGGCCAGGCUGGCGGCGCGGCUCUGUGCACGAGGACCUGUAUCCAAAGCCUUGGCAGAGUCUUCUUGCGCACACUUGAGCUGACUGUUUAUUUGGAAUUGUCACUUUGAGUGCAAUGAUCAUGAAUUUUUCAGGAAAUAACUAUCUUUAAAUCUAUAGAAUGUAAUACUUCCUGUUAGAGUCUAGAAUGUAGUUAGUGUACUCACUCCUCUUAGCUUACCAGUUCCUUGUUAGCUGCUGCCUUACGUCCAUGCCGGAAGAGUCUCUGACCAUGGCUCCAUAGACGUUCGCCAGGUGUUUUCCCCUGGCCUGUGGUCUCUGUGCCAGCGCCUCUUCUACUUCCUUUGGAAUGAUGGGAAGCGUCUUUCUUUGUUAGCAGCAGCCUUCAGCCUUCAGCCUUUGAAGUUCUCACUUUCCACUCAGUAAGUUCAAGUCAACACGGCUAUUGUUUUCUCUCACCUCCAACACUGUGUGCGUUUGUAGAACUUCAUUUCGGUGUUUAGGUCAGCAAUCUGCAUUCUAAACAAGACUAGUCUCCUAGGCUAAUGUAAAAGAACCUUUUCCCCUCUUCUGCAUGUGAGUAUUCUGCCAUGAGUAUGCAUGCAGUGCCUGAGGUGGCCAGAAGAGGGCACUGGAUACCUGGUUCUGGAAUUAUAGGGGUGUGAGCCACCUUGUGGAUGCUGCGAACCAAACCCAGGUCCCCUACAAGGGCAGCCAGUGCUCCUCCUGGCUGAACCAUCUCUUCAACCAUCUCUCACACACAGAAUCUAUGAACUUGUGCAUGCAGUGACGUGGAAUUAGCCAGGAAGGAGGACCUCACGCGGGCCAUGAGUGUGGUCACACACUGUACCCUGAUGUGUGUUCUCUGGAAUUAAUUAUGCCUGCCCCUUCUGGAUCAUCAAACAAUCUAUGCUUUCAGAAUUGACUUUAAAAGUUUGUCUGAUAACAUCCUGAUUCUCAAGCCUGUUUUAAAACUAUAUACUCUAUACACCUUAGAAGCACUUUUAAAAACUCCUAGUAUAUUGCUUAAGUAUCCUCUUUUCCUUACUAAAAUCUAUGAAUGCAUCAUGCUCUUUCCAGGAGACAUAAACCUGAUUCUUUAGACUUGUGGAUUCAUCUGAUUACUAUAACCUGCCCCCUUUCUCCUGAGACAGAGUGAAGGGCUCUAGCAGGCCAACCAUUGCAAACCAGGCUGGAGCAUGGCAAACAUGGCACUGACACGAUACCCGUCUCCUCCUGCUGAGCUGUUAGAUCUCGUUCCUGAAGCUUGCUACUGAGGUCUGGCCCCUUAUUUGGCCACUGACUCAUUCCUGAGACCACCUAACACCAAGGUCCAGCUAUCAGAAUUCAUUAUUUUGACUAACCUAACUAAUAUACCUAACCAGAUCUUAACAGCACAUUCUAGCUCAUUCUAAAACAGAACUCCACCUUUUUCUCUUAAAAUUAACACUUGCAAAACUAUUUAUUGUUGUUUCUGUGUAAUUCAGAUUCAGCCUUGUCUCUCUGCCUUGCUUAAUAAAGGAUCUCUUUGCAUUUGGUUUGUGCUUGGACCUAGGUGUUUGGAUGUGGUCUGUGCCUAAUCCGGGGUCCAGAGGGGAGCACGGUACACAGGUCCCUUCACACAGAUUAUAAAAUUUCAAAUCAAAAGACAUCAUUUUAUUGUAAUGGAGCUAAUUCUUGAACAAUUAGACUGAGAGACAUUUUCCUUCCGUGAACAAACUUGCUUUUAUUUACUUACUUUGAGGGAGGGUCUUACUUUGCUGCCAAUGCUGGUCUUCAACUCCUGGGCCCAGCUGUUUCAGGCUCCUGAGUAGCUGGGACUCCAGGUACCACACCUGAGUCCCAAUUUAUAAACACUCAAAAUAAACAACUAAUGUGGAAAGCUGAUGCAGGGGAAUCAGUAGGAAACAGAAAUAGUCCAAAUGUCCUCCAAUUGCUGAAAGGAUGAUGAAAGUAUCACACAGACACACACACACACACAGAGACACACACACA
Apodemus sylvaticus (European woodmouse) is the source of this 4011-nucleotide messenger RNA. It is a transcript of the gene Katnal1, whose product is annotated as katanin catalytic subunit A1 like 1. Gene Ontology annotation, biological process: microtubule severing. The record is from RefSeq and is a predicted model, not a curated record. Gene Ontology annotation, molecular function: ATP hydrolysis activity; ATP binding; microtubule severing ATPase activity. Gene Ontology annotation, cellular component: microtubule; microtubule cytoskeleton. Bases 317 to 1783 code for a protein of 488 amino acids. NCBI's taxonomy places the organism in Eukaryota, Metazoa, Chordata, Mammalia, Rodentia, Muridae. The transcript has 11 exons.